Molecule: messenger RNA, 759 nt
Organism: Monosiga brevicollis MX1
Lineage: Eukaryota; Choanoflagellata; Craspedida; Salpingoecidae
Exons: 1
Coding region: 1-759 (252 amino acids)
Biological process (GO): translation
Cellular component (GO): ribosome; mitochondrial small ribosomal subunit
Molecular function (GO): structural constituent of ribosome; RNA binding
Source: RefSeq, a predicted model, not a curated record
AUGUACAUUUAUGAUUUACUGGACUACGACAGCCCACGCCAGGGUCCUACCAGCGACCCGACUGCUCCUUCUGAUGGAGACGCGCCUCAGGGCCCCACCACCGCCACUGGAGGUCCUCAGGUUGCCUUGAACAAGAUCUUUCACCACAUUGCCAACAACACCGUGCCCGAGUCGAUUCGACAUGCCCUUUGCUCCAUCAACUACACUAUCCUGGAGAAGGCCAAUGGCAAGUUUCGACCCGUGGGCACGGAUUCCAUCUUCAACAAGGUUGUCAACCGCGCUCUGCUCGAGCAACAGCAGCCCCAUAUUGCCCACUUGCUACAGGCCAGUCCAGAGUUGGCCGUCGGAGUCAAGGACGGCAUUUCAGCAGCGGUUGGCAUGGCCUUUGGUGAGCUUCAAGCCUGUGAGUCUACCCCGGGCUGGACCAUGCUCUCCCUCGAUUUCAAGAGUGCCUUCAACUACACCGACCGAGCACGGCUACACGAGAUUGUGGCCGACAAGGUUCCUGGCCUCUUGCGCGCCUUUGAACGACACUAUGCUCGACCCACUACCCACUGCAUUGUCGACAAGUUCUUCAAGGUGAUUGACAUUGAUGUUGGCCAAGGCAUUGUGCAGGGCAACGAGCUAUCGCCCUUCUUCUUUGCCCUGUACUCCUGUGAGGUCCUGGGUCUCCUCGACGCCACCACUGACUACCGCUGCAAGGUCAUCAAGUACCUCGACGACAUUGUACUGAUGGGUAAUAAUAAAUUAGGUGUUUGA